GCGGGGAGGAAGCAUCACCAACACAACAACAACAACAAGCAGCACUACACUGUUACUGAGGAUGUAUUUUAGUGUAAAAUGUCGGCAGGAGUGUUGCGGAGUUUCCUCACCGGCUCUCGUGUGCUUAUUAUAAAGGAUUAAUGAUCAAAUCAGAACAGACUGCAAACUGAGGACGAACUACAGCGUCUUCCUACGGUCCAACUCACAACGGUGUGUUUAAUAGAGCAGUAUCCGCACAACCUGACCUGAAUUGCAUGCACGUACACACACACGUGUAUUAGUGAGUAAGGAGCGGUGACGUGAGCGUGCAGAGAAACUGUCGCAUGUGAGAGAGCACUUCACUUCAGCGAGCACUGAGACUCCGUCUACACUCAGCUCACGAGUCCAGCGUUCUCUCAGACAGCAUGGCCGUGGAAAAGCGCUUGGCGUAUUCCAUCGUGCAGUUCCUCCGAGACCAGACGCGUUCAGGGUCACUGAACUCUGACGAGCAGGAAAGCCUCGAAGUCGCAAUACAGUGUUUAGAGACGACGUUUAAGAUCAGAUCCGGUGACAGUCAGCUCGCAGCUCCACAACCUCUCAUAGAGAUCUUCCUCAACGCACUGCUCAAGAACGACAUCGUGGCCUCGCAAGAGACGUCUCCGUCCGCAGAGGACAUCGAGAGAGCCGAGCAGCUGAAAAAUGAAGGAAACAACCACAUGAAGGAGGAGAACUACAGCUGUGCGCUGGACUGCUACACAAAAGCCAUCCAUCUGGAUCAAAGAAACGCAGUUUACUUCUGUAACAGGGCUGCAGCACACAGCAAACUGGGAAACUACACGGAAGCGAUCGGAGACUGUGAGCGCGCCAUCGCUAUCGAUCCCACGUACAGUAAAGCGUACGGACGCAUGGGGUUGGCGCUGGCUGCCAUGAGCAAGUUUCCGGAGGCCAUCACGUACUUUAAGAAGGCGCUGGUUCUGGAUCCGGAAAACGACACCUACAAAUCCAACUUAAAGACCGCUGAGCAAAAAAACCGAGAAUCCUCGAGUUCUACGGUGUCCAGACUGGGCUUCGACAUGGCCAGCCUCAUUAACAACCCAGCGUUUAUUAGCAUGGCUGCCAGCGUGAUGCAGAACCAGCAGGUUCAGCAGCUGAUGUCGGGGAUGAUGUCUAACGCAGUGAGAGGUCCAGCAGCAGGAGUCGGGGGGAUGUCUGAUAUCUCCAGCCUUAUUGAAGCUGGUCAGCAGUUUGCUCAGCAGAUUCAGCAGCAGAACCCGGAGUGGAUAGAACAGUUGAGGAACCACAUCCGCAGUCAUUCGUUCAGCGGCAGCCCGGAGGAACGUUCCUGAACCACACGCUCUCUAAUCUGAGCACUGGUGUGGGCGAACGAGAGGAGAGACAGAGAGAGAGAGAGAGAGAAGGCGUGGCACUUUACCUUGAACUGAGAACACGGGUGUAAAAACUUUCACACUACACGGCUUUCCUCACUGUUUCAUCAUCAGUGUGAGCUCCCAAUGUUCUGAAGGUUCUUAGUAGACGUUCUAUUUAUUCCAGGCGGCGUGUAAUCGCCUUCAUUAAUCACGUUUCAUCUUCGCUUCUGUUACAACACGGUCUGAUCACUGUCUGAUCACGGUCUGAUCUAUAAUAUAAAGCCUGUUUCUGUCAGCCCGUGGUGUGAUGU
Ictalurus furcatus (blue catfish) is the source of this 1657-nucleotide messenger RNA. It is a transcript of the gene sgtb, whose product is annotated as small glutamine rich tetratricopeptide repeat co-chaperone beta. Gene Ontology annotation, molecular function: protein binding; molecular adaptor activity. Gene Ontology annotation, cellular component: TRC complex; membrane. The transcript has 12 exons. The record is from RefSeq and is a predicted model, not a curated record. The coding region runs from base 405 to 1325 and encodes 306 amino acids. Lineage: Eukaryota; Metazoa; Chordata; Actinopteri; Siluriformes; Ictaluridae. Gene Ontology annotation, biological process: post-translational protein targeting to endoplasmic reticulum membrane.